GCGCCCGCUCCCGCCCGGGGAUAGUCCGGGCCGGGUUUUGCGCCGGGUCCCCGGGCUCGUCUCACGGCCUCCAGCCGCCGCCGCUGCCGUGUUUACUGAGCUCGCGCGUCCUGAUAUCACUCCGCUGGCAUGGAGGAGGAGGUGGAGGAGCGCGAGGAGGAGGAGGAGGCGGCGGCGGCGGCGAGCAGUUGAUCAUUGUGAUGGUGGCGGAGGCGGCGGCGGCAGCGGCAGCCUGGCCGAGCGUUAGUGGCUGCUCUCCGCGCGGCGUUUCGCAAAGGACUUCAGCGAUCUACUUUUGCAGUCGUCUCGGACUGUCCAUGUGUUUACUUGCCCCAGCCCGAGGACUCGAUGUCUAGGCUCCUGUGAAAUGCAACUGAGCAGCCAAAGUACUUUGAGAACACGGGGCGGCAUAAACACCAAAACUUUUUUGUGGAAGGAAAAUGCAAUAAGCAAGCUCGCCGUUUUCCGAUGCGGCGUGGAGUGAGUGUGUGUCGCGCGUGUCCGCACUGGAGGCACACGCUCGUGUGUGUACAUGGGGUGUGUUUUUCGGUACGUAGGGAGAAAAUGCUUGCCAACCACCGGAAACCUCCUGGAAUUUAUUAGAAAAUAAUGGAUUAUUAAAAGGAGGCAGGCGAGGAGCGGAUCUCCCCUUGAGUUGCAAGCCGAGCUGCUGCCGGUUCAGUUUGUUGGGAUUCUAUUUGUUGAUAGGUGUCUGAUGGUAUUCCGAUAACACCCCUCUUUUCUCCCUUCGAUCUUUACAGUUUUUUAAGGAAACAAAAACACCCCAAAAUUUCUCCCCCGCUUUUUUCGCCCCGUGGGGAAUCGCUGUUUUCAUCCAUGUGCUUGCGUCUCCCCCGCGUUCCACUUAAACUAUUUUAAUCCUUGGACCCAAGGAGGAGGCUGAUAGGGGGGUGGAUUAAAAAAAAAGUUCUUCCAAAAUAGUGUGCCCCGGGAGCAGGAUGGGGGAUUUCGCAGCCCCCACUGCUGCCGCGAAUGGUAGUAGUAUCUGCAUCAACAGCAGCCUGAGCAGCAGCCUCGGCGGGGCUGGGAUCGGCGUGAAUACUCCCAAUAGCACUCCGGCUGCUCCGAGUGGCAAUCACCCUGCUACCGGAGGCUGCGGCGGCUCCGGGGGCCCCGGUGGCGGCUCGGCGGCCGUCCCCAAGCACAGCACGGUAGUCGAGCGGCUCCGCCAGCGCAUCGAGGGCUGCCGGCGGCACCACGUCAACUGCGAGAACAGGUAUCAGCAGGCUCAGGUGGAGCAGCUGGAGCUGGAGCGCCGGGACACUGUGAGCCUCUAUCAGAGGACCCUGGAGCAGAGAGCCAAGAAAUCGGGCGCAGGCACCGGCAAACAGCAGCACCCGAGCAAAGCCCAGCAAGAUGCGGAGGCUGCCUCGGCCGAGCAGAGGAACCACACGCUGAUCAUGCUCCAAGAGACUGUGAAAAGGAAGUUGGAAGGGGCCCGGUCGCCACUUAAUGGGGACCAACAGAAUGGUGCUUGCGACGGGAGCUUCUCGCCAACCAGCAAGCGCAUCCGGAAGGACCUCGCCACGGGGAUGGAAGCCAUCAACAACAUGCCGCUGCCUUCGGCUUCUCCUCUUCACCAACUCGACCUCAAGCCUUCUUUGCCCCUGCAGAACAGCGCUGCUCACGCUCCUGGGCUCCUAGAAGAUCUGAGUAAGAAUGGCAGGCUCCCCGAGAUUAAACUCCCCGUCAAUGGCUGUGGGGAUUUGGAGGACAGCUUUGCCCUCUUGCAGAGCAAAGACCUCAAACAGGAGCCUCUUGAUGACCCUGCCUGCAUAGACACGUCGGAAACAUCCCUUUCUAACCAGAACAAGCUGUUCUCCGACAUUAACCUGAAUGACCAAGAGUGGCAAGAACUCAUCGACGAACUGGCCAACACGGUCCCAGAAGAUGACAUCCAGGACCUGUUCAAUGAGGACUUUGAAGAGAAGAAGGAGCAGGAAUUCUCCCAGGCGACCAUGGAGACCCCGCUCUCCCAGGAGAGUGCGAGUGUGAAGAGCGAUGCGUCUCAGUCUCCUUUUGCCCACGUCUCUCUGGGAUCGCCCCAGGCCAGACCCUCAUCUUCUGGUCCUCCUUUUCCUACUGUCUCCACAGGCACUAGCUUACCGUCUGUGGCCAACACUCCCGUGGCUCCAAACCCCGCCGGCUCACCGGCUAACUGUGCUGUCCAGUCUCCCCAGACUCCAACCCAAGCCCACACUCCAGGCCAAGCCCCGGCUCGGCCUGGCAAUGGCUAUCUCCUUAAUGCAGUUUCCGUGGCAGUAUCUGGUUCGGGGUCAGGCUCGGUGGCAGUGCCCAGCUCUGACAUGUCCCCAGCAGAGCAGCUCAAACAGAUGGCUGCGCAGCAACAGCAGCGGGCCAAACUCAUGCAGCAGAAACAGCAGCACUCAAAUCAGACUUCCAGCUGGUCUCCCCUGGGGCCUCCAUCAAGUCCGUAUGGAGCAGCUUUCACUUCAGAAAAACCAAAUAGCCCAAUGAUGUACCCCCAAGCCUUUAACAACCAAAACACUAUCGUGCCUGCAAUGGCAAACAGCCUGCAGAAGACCACCAUGAACAACUACCUCCCUUCCAAUCACAUGAAUAUGAUCAGUCAGCAGCCAAAUAACUUGGGUACAAACUCCUUAAACAAACAGCACAAUAUUCUAACCUACGGCAACACUAAGCCUCUGACCCAUUUCAAUGCGGACUUGAGUCCGAGAAUGACGCCGCCCAUGGCCAACCCCAGCAAAACCCCCCUGAUGCCGUACGUGCAGCAGCAGCCGCCUCCGCAACCUCAGCCGCCCCAGGCUCAGCCGCCCCAGCAGCAGCCUCCGCCUCCUCCACCGCAGCUGCAGGCUCCCAGGGCGCACCUGAGCGAGGACCAGAAACGCAUGCUUCUCAUUAAGCAGAAAGGAGUGAUGAACCCACCUAUGGCCUAUGCAGCGCUUCCUGCCCAUGGUCAGGUGAGUGAGAAGGGGGGCACACUGGGAGCCGGUCUCACUUGCCUGCCGGGCUGUCCCGAGUGUAUGAUGGGCGCCGGGCUUGGCCCGGAGUAG
This is a messenger RNA of Acomys russatus (golden spiny mouse), 3056 nucleotides long. RefSeq names its product mastermind like transcriptional coactivator 3 (gene Maml3). Gene Ontology annotation, cellular component: nuclear speck; nucleoplasm. Bases 960 to 3056 code for a protein of 698 amino acids. Gene Ontology annotation, biological process: Notch signaling pathway; positive regulation of transcription of Notch receptor target. The transcript is spliced from 2 exons. Gene Ontology annotation, molecular function: transcription coactivator activity. The record is from RefSeq and is a predicted model, not a curated record. Lineage: Eukaryota; Metazoa; Chordata; Mammalia; Rodentia; Muridae.